Molecule: messenger RNA, 5926 nt
Organism: Thrips palmi
Lineage: Eukaryota; Metazoa; Arthropoda; Insecta; Thysanoptera; Thripidae
Gene: l(2)gl
Product: protein lethal(2) giant larvae
Exons: 23
Coding region: 230-3691 (1153 amino acids)
Biological process (GO): regulation of establishment or maintenance of cell polarity; regulation of Notch signaling pathway; cortical actin cytoskeleton organization
Cellular component (GO): plasma membrane; cytoplasm; cortical actin cytoskeleton
Molecular function (GO): myosin II binding; syntaxin binding; GTPase activator activity
Source: RefSeq, a predicted model, not a curated record
AGGUGGGGGCCACGGGGCACUGUGAUUGUUGGGCGGACACCGGCGUCUCCCCAAGCCUACAUUUCGGGCGACUGGUGACUGUUGUCAAACCUAACCUCCCUCACCUGUGCUUUGCCCACACACCAAUCGUUUUUCCUGCCCUGGGCAUGUUCGAACACACCCCAUCUCCUGGCGAAUUCUGUCUUUACUCGGAGUGUCUGUCAAUCCAGUGCCAAGUCCGUCCUUAGACAUGUUGAAAUUUAUCAGAGGGAAGGGGCAGCAGCCCACAGCUGAGCGUCAAAGGCAGCAGCGUGAGCUCUUUGCCUUCAGAAAUACACUCCACCAUGGAUUCCCCAACAAACCCUCUGCGUUGGCGUGGGACCCAACUCUUCGUCUUAUGGCAAUUGGAACAUCAUCUGGUGCCAUCAAAGUUGUUGGCAACCCCGGAGUUGAGUUCUAUGGCCAGCAUCAAAGUAAUGAAAGCCCAGUGACAAAUAUUGUGUUUUUACCCAGCCAAGGUCGUCUAGUUACCCUUUGUGAUGACAACUCACUGCAUUUAUGGGAAGUUAAUGAAAGUUCUCUUGAGGAAGUCAAAUCCCAAGCUCUGGAGGGAAAACUGAAGAAGAUCUCUGCAAUAUGUUUGGAAUCAUCUGCUAAGAAUUUGCUUCUGGGCACUGAAGGUGGUAACAUUUAUUUGUUAAGCUUGGAAACAUUUGAAACAGCAGAACCUGUCAUUUACCAAGAUGUAGUGCUCCAAAAAAUUGCGGAGGAUUUUAAGAUAAAUCCUGGAGCUGUGGAAGCUAUAGCAGAACAGCCAGAAAACCCUGACAACAUUUUGAUUGGCUACAACCGUGGGCUAAUGGUGUUGUGGAACCGUGAAACGUCAAGCGUAGAACAGACAUUUGUCAGCAGCCAAGAUCUUGAAAGCAUUUGCUGGCACGAAACUGGAACAAAGUUUGCCUCUUCACACAAUGAUGGAAGCUAUGCUAUUUUUAAUGUACCCAAAGGACCCGACCCGCCCAAGGAUCCCAUUUCCCCUCAUGGGCCUUUCCCUUGUAAAGCUAUGACCAAAUUGUUGUGGAGGAAAGCUGAAGGGGAGGACAUGGUCAUUUUUUCUGGCGGUCUGCAGCGAGCAACCCAUUCUGAUCGUUAUUGUAUCACUGUCAGCCAAGGAGAAAAAAUUGUGGUUUUUGAUUUCACUUCCAAGAUUGUUGAUUUCUUUACCGUCAGCCCCAGAGAAGAUGCAACAGGUCCAGAGGCUCUAAUUGUCCUUGCUGAGGAGGAGAUUGUUGCAAUAGAUUUGCAGGGAGAUGAUUGGCUUCAGAUUAAUUUGCCUUACCUUGUCUCAGUUCAUGCUUCAUCGGUCACUUGCAGUCAGUAUGUUUCAGACGUAUCCCCAGAAUUGUGGGCCAAAAUUGAGGCUUGUGGUCAGAAACAAAUGGAGGGCCAGUUUUCUUCAAAGACAUGGCCGAUUGACGGUGGCGUUGUUACGAAUGAGAAAGUUGAAGCUCGAGAUCUGCUCCUGACUGGUCAUGAAGAUGGGUCAGUUCGCUUCUGGGCUGCUGGUGGUGUGGCGCUUCGACCCCUCUACAAGCUGACCACUUCCAACUUUUUUCAUAGUGAUGACAUUGCUCUUGAUAAUCAUGCAGAUGAUGAUGAGGACAAUGGAUGGCCUCCAUUUAAAAAGGUUGGGUUUUUUGAUCCAUAUUCAGAUGACCCUCGGCUAGCGGUGAAGAAAUUAUCGCUUUGCCCUGUUUCUGGUGUUUUGGUUGUGGCAGGCACGGCUGGCCAUAUCAUUAUUGCAGAGCUAAAGCAAGAGGCCAAGGAAGAGGAAAUUCCUGUAACUGUUAUGAAUAUUGUUUCUGACCGAGAUGGAUUUGUGUGGAAAGGACACAGCCACCUUGCUGCCCAUGAAAACAAAGUUAAAAUACCAGCUGGCUUCCAGCCAACAGCAGUUAUGCAGCUGCAUCCACCUGUUGCUGUCACUGCACUUAUGCUUCAUUCAGAUUGGGGGCUGAUUGUGGCGGGCACAGCCCAUGGUUUGGCUCUAUUUGAUUACAUUAGGAGUAAGCCGGUCAUCACAAAAUGCACUCUGAACCCUAACGAUCUGUCUGGUGCCGGAGAGCAAGCUAUCUCAAGACGCAAAUCUUUCAAGAAGUCACUCCGUGAAUCAUUCAGACGACUGCGCAAGGGCAGGUCCACACGCCAUGGAGAGAAGAGAGGUGGUGCCACAUCGGGUGUCACGUCUCCAACGUCUCCUGCUGGACCAGACAGAAGGAAAGAAGGAGCUACUGAUGCUACAACUGGAACUUUAGAGCCCAAGCCUAUUGAGCGCCAAGUUGAAGCAAGACCGGUGGAUGAUGGUCAAGGAAGCAUGGUUAGGUGUGUGUACCUUGCACGCACAUUUAUUAUCAGUGUUCAAAACACAACUCCUACCAUGUGGGCGGGCACCAACAAUGGAACUGUUUAUGUUUUCACAUUGUCCAUUCCCCAAGGUGCCAAAAGAAAGGAUGAUGGAGUGCAGUGUCAGCUUGGCAAAGAAAUUCAAUUGAAACACAGGGCCCCUGUAAUUGGUAUUUCAAUUGUUGAUUCUGCUGGUGUUCCACUGCCUGAGCCACUUCAGAAAGGACCCGAUCCAGUUGGUCCUCACAGAGUCAUCAUCUCUUCAGAGGAACAAUUCAAGAUGUUCACACUGCCAAGUCUGAAGCCAUUAUGUAAACUAAAGCUCACUGCUCAUGAAGGGAGUCGAGUUCGGCGCACAGCCAUGGCUUUGUUUAAGUCUGUUUCAUCAGCAAAUCCUCAGCACUCAGAGUGGUGCCUGGUGUGUCUUACAAACCUUGGUGAUUGCAUCGUCUUAUCUACACCUGACUUACGAAGGCAGCUUAAUGCUGCUGUUAUUAGACGUGAGGAUGUUCAUGGUAUCUCCAGUCUCUGUUUCACUAAACAUGGAGAGGCGUUGUACCUGCAUUCAUCCAGCGAACUUCAAAGGGUGUCUCUAUCAGCUCAACAUAUCACUCAAGCUCAUUGCCAUCUUGAGCUUCCUCCUGGGGUCAGACCUGGGAGAGAAGUAGAAGCUGAAGCAGAAGAGGAAGAAGAGGAGGAAGAGGAGGCAGAGGAAGGAAGUGAAGAGGAAUCACCAAAGGAAGGUGAAGUUGAGGCAGAAACCACAGAAGUAGAAGUGGUUGUUAAACAAGACAGUGAGGUGAAAGUUGAGAGCUCUCCAGAUAAAAAAGAAGAAAAGAAAAUCUCUGGGCCACCAUCACCUGCUCCUAGGUCUAUCACAACUCCCACACCCCUUGUGAAUGGCGAUGCUGAAUCAGCUUGCAAGAAGGAAGUGAGUAGCAAUAGCAAUGAUGAGCCAAAGGAAAAUGGAGUGUCUUCUGAAGAGGAGCGAUUGGAGAUCAGCAUGGGAGACAUCACCAUUGAUUCUGUCAAGGACCAUUUGAUAAAUUGUUCCACACUGGAGGAGAGUCGAGUGACAUCUGAGAAAAUGGAAGUGAAGAACAGCACCACUCUAUCCGAAUCUGUGAUAAUCAAAUCAACUACCACGAUUAUCAACAGCGAGGAAAGUACCAACAAUGCCUCACCAACUGUUGUGGAAAGCAACUUCGCGGAGCCCUUUGCAGCUUUUGAAAGAUAUGCUCACAAGAUUAAUUCGCAGAAGGCCCCUCUAGCCCCUGUCGAAGACUUGGAAAUGGACAUGACUACAUAGCACAUCUUCAUCUCAUCAGAACUGUAAUAUAAAUCUGAUUUUAUUCUUAUCAGUAACUCAUUAUCAAUAAUGGUUAUCUUGCUUUUAUCAGUAUUUAGAUGUUGAUCAAACCACUGUUUUUUUUCUUGAUUUACUGCUUUUAUACUACAUGUGACAUGCCUUGACGAUUGCACCUUAGUUGGUUUGAACAUCGAAUGAAACCUUUGAACCCAGCUCCUCUGAAACUUAUUUUGAGCUUAAUGUUGUAAUUUUAGCAUUACAAUGGUCUGACUUAUUUCUUUUUAAGAAGUGAUAAUCUUAUCUUUUUAAUUAUGUAACCUGACUGCAAUGCAUCUGACAUCAUUUUAAUGUACAUGUGUUUUUUUUUGUUUUUUUUUGUUGUUUUUCUGGUUUCUUACUCUUGAGAUGUAUUUGUUUACAUUUUAACUUCCAUGGUCAAAAUUGUCUUUGUAUUUUCCUAGUAUUCAACAGUAGGACACUUCUCAAAUUUCCUACUUGACCAUAACAAUUGCCAAGACUGCGUAUGUGGGUGCCUUUCUUUAUCCAUAAUGUUUGCCCUGUGAUGAAUGAGGUGGUGCUGAAUAUUAAUAAUAAUAUUCUGUUUCAUCAGUUUUAAUAUUUCUGUCUUUCAGUGCUUUCGCACUCCAUGGAAGUUGUAUUGUAAGAAAGUGCAGCUAAUAUGGGUUGUGUCUUAAUCAUUCUAUGGCUUGGUUUCACCAUAGUGUAAACUUUUUAUCCGAUCCUGUAAUAAGAAAUUUACUUGUGAUAUAUUUGACUGCUCUUGGGUAGCCAAGUUAUUUUGAUACUACUGAUAAUACUAAACUGGUGUACUUAAUCAUUCCAUGGCAGGGGCUUUUAUUGUUUUCCCAAAGCAAUACUGACGACAUGCUGAUGAUGAAUAAAAAGUGGACAGUGGAUAUUAAUAUUUACCUCUUUAAUAUAUAUAUUUAUAUUUAUGUACUUUACAUUAAUUCAAGAAAUUUAUAUGCUCCAUUGACCAAUUUUUAUUCUAUUUUGUUCAUGUUUAGAAAUCUCUCUCUCUCUCUCUUGUUGUAUGACUUUGAAAAUAUAUCAAUGAAAUUGUAUUCAUGGCAAAUAGUGCCUCUACUUAGUGUCUUGUAGAAUUUCUGCUUUGCUAUUUUGUGUAACAUUUCCUUUUCGGUUAUAGUAUGACCUAAUAGAAUAUCUGAUUGGUUAUUUUGUGUAACAUUUCCUUUCCUGUUAUGACCUAGAGUUAAUCCUCGCCAUGUAGUUUUCAUUGUCAGUGGUUACCUGUACUUAUUCAUCUUGUAUGAUAUUGUAAUAAUUUAUCACUUCUGCAGGCUUCAGCGUAAAGUGAACUUGUAAUGAAAUGGUCUGUUUUGACUGUAUGUUUUACACAAGUUAGGCAAUGCCCCACUUUCCAGAGUAAAUGUUAACCUACUUUGUGUAGUCUACUUCAGGCCUAGAAACUGUGGGGGUAGUGGUUUCAAUGUGAUUAUUGCAUUAAUACUAUCAUCAGUUCCCGCACUAUCGAAUGCUUCUCUUUUUUGUGUCAUACGCAUUCUUUAAAUUUAUUGAAACUGAUUCAGUUGUAAUUGUGUUUCUGCCAUUUUGAAGCCAAGAAUUCUUUUCUUUAUCAUAUUAUCUUGUCCUCCUUGAAUUACAUUCUGACAAACUUGAUGUUUUAUAUUUAACAAAAAAAUGAGCCUCUGAGUAGUUGGUCUGAAGAGAUUACAUUGCAUCAAUGUUUUGUUUUAAUGUGACGGGUAAAUAUUUUUGUGGCAUGAUGAAAAUCUUUAUUUUAAUUCUGUGUUUUUAUCUUUACCUAAACAAAGGAGGACAAAAGCACCCUGACCUAGUGUGAUUUGCUUAGCCUCCUAAACUUACGAUUGAACCUAAGUUUUCUACAGGGGAUGAAAUACCUAUAGACCAUGUUUGUUUUUUUAUAUCUAACAUUAUUUGUUGAAUUGACAUUAUCAGCGAAUCCUUCACUUGUACAUUAACAUUUGUGAUGGUGUAAGUGUUAUCAAGGGAUCUGUUUAUGUUCGUUAAAUAAAGCCAUGAACAUAUUUCUUCUUGCUUUAUUAUUGUUGGUGAUCUAGAAGUUGAUGGCUUGCAGACGUUACUGUCUUAAUAGAACCAAUCACAUUCUUUAGUAGUCUCUGUGAAAUCCUACCAUGUGGUAGUUUCACUCCCGAUACCUUGAUAGAUGGAUAAGUGUGCAAAAUAAAGCAUACAGGUGUUUGAAAGGAA